Molecule: messenger RNA, 558 nt
Organism: Psilocybe cubensis
Lineage: Eukaryota; Fungi; Basidiomycota; Agaricomycetes; Agaricales; Agrocybaceae
Exons: 3
Coding region: 1-558 (185 amino acids)
Biological process (GO): retrograde vesicle-mediated transport, Golgi to endoplasmic reticulum; intra-Golgi vesicle-mediated transport; intracellular protein transport
Cellular component (GO): COPI vesicle coat
Source: RefSeq, a predicted model, not a curated record
AUGAAUCUCUCACUAUACAGCGUCCAAGCGUUCAUUGUCCUCGACACCGAGGGCAACCGCGUGCUCGCGAAAUACUACCGCCCCAAAAGCCAUCCACAGGGCGAGUCCAAGAACCUGCUCACGCUGAAAGAGCAAAAGGCAUUUGAGAAGGGGCUAUGGCAGAAAACAAAGAAAGCCGGAGGCGACAUCAUCCUGUACGACUCGCAUCUGAUCGUGUACAAACACUCGCUCGACCUCAUCCUCUACUUCAUCGCCGGCCCGACUGAGAACGAGCUCAUGCUCUACUCCGCCCUCAGCUCUCUCACAGACGCACUCAGCAUUCUCCUCCGCAACGCCCUCGAGAAGCGCGCCGUCCUCGAGAACCUCGAUCUCGUCCUCCUCUGUCUCGACGAGACCAUCGACGACGGAAUCAUCGUCGACACUGACUCGGCAGCUAUCGCCUCGCGCGUGAGCCGCCCGCGCGCAGACACCACCGAGAUUGUCAUCAACGAGCAGACACUCAUGAGCGCAUACCUCACCGUCAAAGAGAAGAUGCAGCAGAGAAUAGGUCAGCUAUAG